Messenger RNA from Sinocyclocheilus grahami, 554 nucleotides. RefSeq names its product polypyrimidine tract-binding protein 1-like. The record is from RefSeq and is a predicted model, not a curated record. Lineage: Eukaryota; Metazoa; Chordata; Actinopteri; Cypriniformes; Cyprinidae. The transcript has 4 exons. The annotation marks the transcript as partial.
GCUUUAGAUGGACAGAACAUCUACAAUGGCUGCUGUACCUUGCGCAUCAGCUUUUCCAAACUUACCAGCUUAAAUGUCAAAUACAAUAACGACAAGAGCCGUGACUAUACUCGCCCGGACCUGCCCACUGGGGACAGUCAACACGCUAUUGAACAUCAUGCUUUGGCUGCUGCUUUUGCUGCUCCUGGGAUCAUCUCAGCUACGCCAUAUCCAGGAGCGCACGCCUUCCCUCCAGCUUUUGCUAUCCAGCAGGCUGCAGGGUUUGCAAUACCUGGGGUUCCCGGAGCCCUCGCCUCACUGGCCAUUCCCGGGACAGCAGCGGCCGCUGCGGCUGCAAGCAGACUGGGCUUCCCCUCCUUCCCUGGCACCCACUGCGUCAUGCUGGUCAGCAACCUGAACCCUGAGGUGUAUAUGGGGAUGUAUUGAGAGUGAAAAUCAUGUUCAACAAGAAGGAGAACGCUCUCAUACAAAUGUGUGAUGGGACACAGGCUCAGCUGGGUAAACAACCUUAAAAUGAUUACAAUUUGCUUGCAGAAGGAGCAGAAAUUUUAUAU